Oppia nitens is the source of this 1722-nucleotide messenger RNA. RefSeq lists its product as uncharacterized. The coding region runs from base 143 to 1681 and encodes 512 amino acids. The record is from RefSeq and is a predicted model, not a curated record. NCBI's taxonomy places the organism in Eukaryota, Metazoa, Arthropoda, Arachnida, Sarcoptiformes, Oppiidae. The transcript has a single exon.
AAAUUGAAAAAAUAGAUACACAACUAAUUUUUCAGUUAACAGUCUUAAGUGAGAAAUAUUGUAGUUUUUUCUCCCAUCGAGUCAUACCAUUCCUGAGCAUCACUGGUGGCUAAAUCAUAAUAACAACAAUAACAACAACAUUAUGGCUAAAGUGAAGGCAAUUCCCGAUCCCGAGCGAAAAGGUAGUAAACCGGUCGAAAUGCCGGUGUCUAUGAAUCUAAAGGAUCUGCAGAUCAAAGGUGUUGGUAAACCAGCGGCGGCUCAGACACCGACUACAGCCAAAGAUACUAUGCCUAAGCACAUACACACUGGUGUACUGUCGGAACUGGUGUUGACUACCAUAGAUGAGGUGGUACCACACAAGUCAUACUAUAUCGGUAAAGGCGAAAAACGGCUCAACUGUGGACAGGUAUUAAAAGUGGUGGCCAACGGUAGCUUUGUUUCUCUGAAAAAGUCCGGCGAUGUAGCCAUUGAACAGACUGUUCCCAAAAACUAUUCAAAGGACAAACAGAUUACCAUUAAGAUUGGCUCCAAUCAGUCCAAAGAUGCCGUAAUUAUUGUCGGAGCCAACGGUUGUCUGCUAUUGGAAGCCAAUUCGCUGGCCGUACUGGAUAUGCCUGUGUUUGUCGUAGAGCCGACCGGCGACUACUAUGCAGCCGAAUCGGGACAGAGAAAGUUUUUGUUGGGCCCCGGCAUCCAUUUGAUUGCUUUUACGGACAAAUUGUCUAUUUUGUAUGUACGGGCCAUAUCGGUGACCAAAUCGGACGAGAAGACAGCAUCAAAAUCUACGUCUAAAGAUAGUGGUAAAAAUGUUACACCAAAACCACCGGUGGUGGCCAAAGUGGACAGUAAUGCAUCUAAGACUGCAUCGAAAACGGCGUCCAAAGAUAGUACCAAAAAAGUGGACAACAAAGAUGCCAACAAAACGGUACCGAAAACAGAAUCCAAAGAUAAUACAAAAAAAGUAGCGGCAAAAGUGGACAACAAAGAUACCAACAAAACGGUACCGAAAACAGUAUCCAAAGAUAGUACCAAAAAAGUUGCGGCCAAAGUGGACAACAAAGAUACCAACAAAACGGUACCGAAAACAGAAUCCAAAGAUAAUACAAAAAAAGUAGCGGCAAAAGUGGACAACAAAGAUGCCAACAAAACGGUACCGAAAACAGUAUCCAAUGAUACAACAAAAAAAGUCGCGGCCAAAGUGGACAACAAAGAUUCCAACAAAAUAGUACCGAAAACAGUGUCCAAAGAUAGUACCAAAAAAGUUGCGGUCAAAGUGGACAGCAAAGAUGUCAACAAAACGGUACCGAAAACAAUAUUCAAUGAUACAACAAAAAAAGUCGCGACAAAAGUGGACAACAAAGAUGCCAACAAAACAGUACCGAAAACAGUGUCCAAAGAGAACAACAGUCAACAACUGACCAAAAAGUCGUCGACACCUAAACUGAAAAGCGUAUCAUUGAUCACAAGUCGUUCGCAGUCAUCAACUGGCGAUAAUUUGCGAGUCCAGUCACGCGAUGGUGGUUCCAGAGGUGGCAGAGGUGCCAGUAAUACAAUGAUUGGCCUCAUCUAUAUAGUACUGGCCGUUAUCAUAGCCUUAGCUAUCUUGUUGUUUGUCUACCGGCGCCGCAAACGUCAGUCGUGCGGCAAGUGUGACAUUUGCCACAAAUAUUUCAAAUGAAUUAUUAUUAUUGUUUUAAUUAAGACAUAAAAACAAAUAUA